AUGGUAUGGGAUUACUAUAAUGACAAGAACGUGUUCAUCACGGGUGGAACGGGCUUCAUAGGGACCACACUACUAUAUCGAUUGUUAACUCAAUCAUCGCCCCAGAAUGUUUAUGUUUUGAGUCGCGGUGGAUACUCAAAGGCAAAGGCAAAAUGGGCCAACAUGCUUCCAGCUCACCUGGCGAAAGUCCUCUAUGAGAGUAAAUGCAUGACUAUUUUAGAUGGCGAGCUAGGCGACACCGCAACUAUGAGUCUCUCCGAUGAGAAAUUGCAGAUGCUGAAGAGAACUGUCCACAUCGUUAUUCACGCUGCAGCAUCCAUCGAGCUGAAGAACUCGCUCCGCGAGCUAUCGUACACAAUCAUCGCACCCACAUUGUGUCUAACGCAGUAUGCGCUAAAGUUCGCAAAUCUGGAACGCUUCGUAUUUGUUUCCAGCGCAUACGUCAAUUCUCAUCUGUGGAAAACAAGCAAAUCUUCCGACGUUGCUGUCGAGGAGAAGGUAUACCCACUAGGCAGCGCGAACGAAGAUCCAUACUCAUCAGCACUAGAAAUAUGGAAGGAGGUUCAGAAAUCCGGCACCUCAGACGAAUACGAUGCGCAUGAUUUUCCUUGGGCAUACGCCUACGCUAAGCACCUAGCCGAGCGUCUGGCACUGGAAAAGGCUUCACAGAAGAACGCCCUCGAUAAAAUCCUCAUCAUUCGUCCUUCUGUCGUUGGUCCCGCUGAUAAGUUCCCAUACCCUGGUUUCACAACCUCCCACUCGACUCCGUCCACUACAUGUGCUGCGGCCUAUGCCUUACACCCAGGCCGUAAGAUCUAUCUCUCGACUAGAUGCGAGAAUCCAGAACAAGACGCGACCAUCGAUGAAGUACCGGUAGAUGUUGUUGCAGACCGGAUGCUCGUUCAUGUAGCCCUUGGCUCAAGCGGAUGUGUUCAUGCUGUCAGCGGAGAGAAGGGUCGAUUGCGAAUUGAGGAUUGGUGGCAUGCAUUUAAGAAUGAGCGUCGACUACCCUGGGGUGUGAAGCCUGUAUGGACAUCCGAGGACUGGCAUUCGAAAAACCUGCAUCAUAUGGCGCGCAAUUUCAAGAUCAUUGGGACGUCGUUUGCGUUUGCAGAUGAUAAGACUGAUGCCAUAGCCAAGCAGCUUGGUACGGAGAAGGAAGAUUUUCAUCUGUAUGCGGAUCGCUCGAAGCCUUAUCACCAUUCUUUGAUUCAUCGGCGACAUCAUAUCCACAAUGCUGCACGACACCUUGCGAAGAAGAGUCGAUGGCCGAAAUGUUCUGUUGGUCUUCUUUGUCGGAAGGGCAAGCAUCCAACACAAUUGAGUGAGAAAGUCGUGUGA
Molecule: messenger RNA, 1341 nt
Organism: Penicillium malachiteum
Lineage: Eukaryota; Fungi; Ascomycota; Eurotiomycetes; Eurotiales; Aspergillaceae
Exons: 2
Coding region: 1-1341 (446 amino acids)
Biological process (GO): long-chain fatty-acyl-CoA metabolic process
Cellular component (GO): peroxisome
Molecular function (GO): alcohol-forming very long-chain fatty acyl-CoA reductase (NADP+) activity
Source: RefSeq, a predicted model, not a curated record